Messenger RNA from Heteronotia binoei (common prickly gecko), 609 nucleotides. Its product is annotated as protein THEM6-like. The transcript has a single exon. Lineage: Eukaryota; Metazoa; Chordata; Lepidosauria; Squamata; Gekkonidae. The record is from RefSeq and is a predicted model, not a curated record. Bases 1 to 609 code for a protein of 202 amino acids.
AUGGAAUGGGUGACUCUGGCUUUAGGGGCUGCAGCUGCCUUGUUUGCCCUUGGAGAUGUCUGGUACUUUCUCAGGAUGCCCUUGACGAUGCUCUACGCCAGGUGGUGCCAGCCCACCGUCUGGGACUUGCUGGAGGAGCAAGAUUUCUCCGGCGUGGUGCUCCUUUCGGACCUGGACUUCUUGCUGCACAUGAAUAAUGCUCGCUACCUCCGGGAGGCCGACUUCGCGCGGGUGGUGCACCUGACCCGAUGCGGGCUCCUGCGGGCCGUGCGGGCCCUGGGGGCUCACACCGUCCUGGCCGCCUCCUGCUGCCGUUACCGGCGCUCCUUGCGCUUCCUGGAGCGCUUCGUGGUCCGCACCCAGUUGCUGGGCUGGGACGAGCGGGCCUUCUACCUGGAGCAGUGCUUCGUCAGCGCCCGCGACGGCUUCGUCUGCGCCGUGGUCCUCGUCCGCCAGCACGUGGUGGGCGCCAGCCCCGACAAGGCCGUGUCGUACUUGUGCCGGAGAAAGGUAAGGCUCGAAGGCGCUGUGUCGGAAGACAGCGCCGGCGUAAGCGGGACGUUGCUAAGCUCUGGAAUUGUAGAAUCGCAGAGUUGGAAGGGGCCUUAA